AUGGCAAGCUGGGCCAACCUGCCACCUGGCACAGAGGUCCUGCUUCUCGGUCGGUUCCCACAGCUGGAGAACUCCCAGUUCUUCAACACGGCCUCCAGUUUCGAGGUCGAGGGUAUCGAAGGCCCAGAGCCUCGCAUCAUCGUGGAUGGCACCUUCUGCUUCCAUGGGCGGCACCAGAGGCCUAUGUCCACUAACCUCUUCUUCACAGAGGAAGGCAAGGGCGAGGUUCCUAGCAGCCUGCUCUUCGGAACAUCGUUCCUCGUUCCUGCAGGGUUGCUGAGCGCAAUGUACUGGUCUACAACGCCGAUGAUGAGUUCGGACAUGAACGAGAAGUAUGGCACGCAGUACGGCUACAGCCCCUACGACUCCUACGAUGAUUCGUACGAUUGUGGGCUGCAGCAAGACUGGAUGUAUUUCUUGGAUGAGAUCGACACGACUGAUGGGUCUUACUGUCCAUCCGAAGCAGAAAUGGAGGCCUCGUUCAAUCCUUCUGUCGUGACAUCACCGAUGGGGGAGUGGCUUCAACAGCACAGCGUCCUUUCAUCCAUGAUGUUGGAGCCGCUGACGCAGUUCGAAGCUUCAGGGUUUGCCGCUGGGCAGCUGGGAACACAGCCCUCCCACAAGCCACGGAGGGCUGUGCCUGCGUCUGAACCCAUGAAGGUACAGCUCCCCCCCGAAGCCCGCUCUUUGCCAACGCUCCUGGAUCCUCUGAUUCCUGCGAAGAAGAUGCCAAAGUACGCAACGGAGUUUGGUGACGGCUUGAAGAGUCUGGAUCCAAAGUUGCCAGCCAAGAAACGUGUGCCGGAGAUCCUUUCCGAAGCUGGAGCAAGGGCGAUGGAGGAGUGCGACUACAUGCUCGCUGUCGCAGCCUCAGGGCUGAACAUCUGUUUUGAGAACCAGCUGCGAGGAUCAUCAUUCAUGCGGGUGACAACAUGCAGCUUUGACAACAGUCGCAUGAUGUCACUUCGGCCGUCUGAAAGUUUCUAG
Symbiodinium necroappetens is the source of this 987-nucleotide messenger RNA. The record is from the annotation of a GenBank genome assembly. Lineage: Eukaryota; Dinophyceae; Suessiales; Symbiodiniaceae.